Molecule: messenger RNA, 2607 nt
Organism: Dipodomys spectabilis (banner-tailed kangaroo rat)
Lineage: Eukaryota; Metazoa; Chordata; Mammalia; Rodentia; Heteromyidae
Gene: Cnot3
Product: CCR4-NOT transcription complex subunit 3
Exons: 18
Coding region: 88-2346 (752 amino acids)
Biological process (GO): regulation of DNA-templated transcription; regulation of stem cell population maintenance; nuclear-transcribed mRNA poly(A) tail shortening
Cellular component (GO): CCR4-NOT core complex; nucleus; P-body
Source: RefSeq, a predicted model, not a curated record
GGCGGCGGCAGCGGCGGCGGCGGCGCCAGCUCUUGUGCGUCCGUCUCCAAGAGAGUAUGAAGACAGCGUGUCUGUAGGGCAGGGAAGAUGGCGGACAAGCGAAAGCUCCAAGGUGAGAUUGAUCGCUGCCUCAAGAAAGUGUCCGAGGGUGUGGAACAGUUUGAAGACAUUUGGCAGAAGCUCCACAAUGCAGCCAAUGCCAACCAGAAAGAAAAGUAUGAGGCUGACCUAAAGAAGGAGAUUAAGAAGUUACAGCGGCUGAGGGACCAGAUCAAGACAUGGGUGGCAUCCAACGAGAUCAAGGACAAGAGGCAGCUCAUCGAUAACCGCAAGCUCAUCGAGACGCAAAUGGAAAGGUUCAAAGUUGUGGAACGAGAGACCAAGACCAAAGCUUAUAGCAAGGAGGGCCUGGGCCUGGCGCAGAAGGUAGACCCUGCCCAGAAGGAGAAGGAAGAAGUUGGCCAGUGGCUCACGAACACCAUCGACACCCUAAACAUGCAGGUGGACCAGUUUGAGAGUGAAGUGGAGUCACUGUCAGUACAGACACGGAAGAAGAAGGGCGACAAGGAUCAGAAGCAGGACCGGAUUGAGGGCUUAAAGCGGCACAUCGAGAAGCACCGCUACCACGUGCGCAUGCUGGAGACCAUCCUGCGCAUGCUGGACAACGACUCCAUCCUCGUUGACGCCAUCCGCAAGAUCAAGGACGAUGUUGAGUACUAUGUCGACUCGUCCCAGGACCCCGACUUCGAAGAGAACGAGUUCCUCUACGACGACCUGGACCUUGAGGACAUUCCACAGGCGCUGGUCGCCACCUCCCCCCCCAGCCACAGCCACAUGGAGGAUGAGAUCUUCAACCAGUCCAGCAGCACCCCCACCUCCACCACCUCCAGCUCCCCCAUCCCUCCCAGCCCAGCCAACUGCACCACGGAGAACUCUGAAGACGACAAGAAGAGAGGACGGUCCACAGAUAGUGAAGUCAGCCAGUCUCCAGCCAAAAAUGGCUCCAAGCCUGUCCACAGCAACCAGCACCCCCAGUCCCCAGCCGUGCCACCUACCUACCCCUCCGGCCCCACACCUGCCACCGCUGCCUUGAGUACUGCCCCCGGCAACAACGGGGCCUCCAGCCCUGCAGCGCCGCCCAGUGCCCUGGGCCCCAAGGCCAGCCCAGCCCCCAGCCACAGCUCAGGCACCCCUGCCCCCUAUGCUCAGGCCGUGGCUCCGCCCACUGCCAGUGGACCCAACACUGCCCAGCCCCGGCCGCCCAGCGCCCAGCCCAGUGGAGCAGGUGGUGGAGGCAGCGCUGGGAGUGGUGGUGGCAGCAAUAGCAGCACGGGAGGCGGCUCUGGCAAGCAGAAUGGCGCCACCAGUUACAGCUCAGUCGUGGCCGACAGCCCUGCGGAAGUGGCCCUCAGCAGCAGCGGGGGCAACAGCGCUAGCGGCCAGGCCCUGGGGCCCCCUGCAGGCCCCCACAACCCACCUCCCAGCACCUCCAAGGAGCCCAGUGCAGCAGCCCCCACAGGCGCUGGGAGUGCCGCCCCAGGCUCAGGGAACACCUCGGGAGCACCCAGCCUCCUGGUGCCACUGCCCGUGAACACCCCCGGCUCUCCCACACCCAGCUUCAGCGAGGCCAAGACAGCUGGCCCCCUGCUCAACGGCCCUCCGCAGUUCAGCACCGCCCCGGAGGUCAAGGCCCCUGAACCUCUGAGUUCCCUCAAGUCCAUGGCGGAAAGGGCAGCCAUCAGUUCUGGUAUUGAGGACCCAGUGCCCACGUUACACCUGACUGAGCGAGACAUUAUCCUGAGCAGCACGGCCGCGCCACCCACCUCCGCUCAGCCUCCCCUGCAGCUGUCCGAGGUGAACAUCCCGCUGUCCCUGGGUGUGUGUCCCCUGGGGCCCGUGCCCCUCACCAAGGAGCAGCUCUACCAGCAGGCCAUGGAGGAGGCCGCCUGGCACCACAUGCCCCACCCCUCUGACUCUGAGCGCAUCCGGCAGUACCUCCCCCGGAACCCCUGCCCGACGCCCCCCUACCACCACCAGAUGCCACCCCCCCACUCGGACACGGUGGAGUUCUACCAGCGCCUGUCAACCGAGACGCUCUUCUUCAUCUUCUACUAUCUGGAGGGAACCAAGGCGCAGUACCUGGCAGCCAAGGCCCUGAAGAAGCAGUCGUGGCGAUUCCACACCAAGUACAUGAUGUGGUUCCAGAGGCACGAGGAGCCCAAGACCAUCACCGACGAGUUUGAGCAGGGCACCUACAUCUACUUCGACUAUGAGAAGUGGGGCCAGCGGAAGAAGGAAGGCUUUACCUUCGAGUACCGCUACCUGGAGGACAGGGACCUCCAGUGACGCCGGCCCUGUCCCACCCUUCCCGCAUGCUGAUCCCCUCCCCUGCCCAGGUGAGGGCCCGGCCCUGAAGAUGGGGCCCGAGCCACGGGGCACCCCCUCCCCCAGGAAGCAGGGAGGGGGCCGGGAGGUUUUCUCUUCCUCUCAGCCCCACCCUGGGGGCCCGGGGGCGAGGGCUGCCCCCUCCUCUCCCCAAUGAGGGACAUUUUUUGGUAAACCUAUUUUCAUUUUGGAAAAUAUUUAUGAAUAAAUAGUUUUAUAUGA